AAAACAUUGUUUCCUCAAAAGUUGCACACGUAAAUUUUAUGGGCUACCAUAUAACGUAAUUAUUCCGAAAUCACUACAAAUAUCAGAAGGGCUGUAAAUGACUAGCCAGUUGAUGAGUUCCGCCUGAUUAGCUAGUAAAAGCGUGCGUCUUUCAAGAUGAAGAAAAUGCUUCGAUUUGAAUACUUUUUGAUUGCCGUCCUCUUUGCGCUCUGCUGCAGUCCAGUGGACGGCAAAAGUUGUGGCUCAAAAAAGAUCUACUGCAUAAACGACACCAGCUAUGAAACAUGCGAGAACGUUUUGUGGUGGAUUAACUAUAGCGAUGAAGUGAUCACUUGUGAUGAUGGGAGCGUAUGUGAUCAAGAAACAGGAGACACGCCGUGCAUAGCAGCUGUUGCAACUACAACGGUUUUAUCGACUUCAACCGAGGCUCCAACUACGACCACUGAAACUCCAACAACAACCACCACGACUCAUCCUACAACUACAACUACGACUACAGUUGCGACCACCACCAUCGCGUCUACCACCACUGUGCGCUCAAACUCAUGUGGUUCCAAUGGCAUUCACUGUUACAACGACACCACUUAUAGAAGCUGUAUGAGCUUUUUGGGGGUCAUUAUUUACUCGGGAAGCUACGUGACGUGUGAAGAUGGUACAACAUGCGAAGAAGACAGCGGCACGACAAAACAACUACAACCACUGAAGCUUCAGUUACUGGUCCUUCCAGUUGCGAUACCAGUGGCGAACGCUGGCCAGCUGCAGCGUGUAAUCAGUACUAUCUAUGCCAGCUGUCUCUGUGGAACAACUAUGUGUUACUACAGAACUGUAGUAGUGGCGAAAGCUACGAUUCUUCCACUUCGGAAUGCGUUACUGAUAGCACUUGUUAGGCAAGAUUAAUUUUGAAUUGGUCUGCAGAUAGUCUGGGGGGAAAUAAACGACAAUUGCAUUGA
Messenger RNA from Dendroctonus ponderosae (mountain pine beetle), 950 nucleotides. Its product is annotated as integumentary mucin C.1. The record is from RefSeq and is a predicted model, not a curated record. Lineage: Eukaryota; Metazoa; Arthropoda; Insecta; Coleoptera; Curculionidae. Gene Ontology annotation, cellular component: extracellular region. Gene Ontology annotation, molecular function: chitin binding.